This is a messenger RNA of Otolemur garnettii (small-eared galago), 996 nucleotides long. RefSeq names its product mitochondrial ribosomal protein L19 (gene MRPL19). The transcript is spliced from 7 exons. Gene Ontology annotation, molecular function: structural constituent of ribosome. Gene Ontology annotation, biological process: translation. The coding region runs from base 1 to 843 and encodes 280 amino acids. The record is from RefSeq and is a predicted model, not a curated record. NCBI's taxonomy places the organism in Eukaryota, Metazoa, Chordata, Mammalia, Primates, Galagidae. Gene Ontology annotation, cellular component: ribosome; mitochondrial large ribosomal subunit.
AUGGCGGCCUGCAUGGCGGGAAGCCACGGAAUCGUAAUGGGCAUGGCUGGGAGUUUUCGAGGCGCCAGACCGCUCCUGUCCGCGCCAGUCUCUGUUUUCUGCGUGGAAAUGCAAUAUCUCUAUCAAAAGGCGGCAUUUAAUAAUGUUCAGUUAAAUAGGAAACAUAAUAAAUUAGGCAAUGAAAAGUUUUUGAGUCCUGAAUUCAUUCCUCCAAGGGGAAGAACAGAUCCUCUGAAAUUUCAACUAGAAAGAAAAGAUAUGUUAGAAAGGAGAAAAAUACUGCACAUUCCAGAGUUCUAUGUGGGAAGCAUACUUCGUGUUACUACAGCCGACCCAUAUGCCAGUGGAAAAACCAGCCAGUUUCUAGGGAUUUGCAUCCAGAGAUCAGGAAAAGGACUCGGAGCUACUUUUACGCUUAGGAAUACUAUCGAAGGACAAGGUGUUGAGAUUUGCUUUGAACUUUAUAAUCCUCGGGUCCAAGAGAUCCAAGUGGUUAAAUUAGAGAAACGGCUGGAUGAUAGUUUGGUAUACUUAAGAGAUGCCCUUCCAGAAUAUAGCACUUUUGAUGUGAAUAUGAAGCCAGUAGCACGAGAGUCUGGCCAAGAAGUUCCUAUUAAUGAGUUGAAAGUGAAAAUGAAGCCUAGGCCUUGGCACAAACGGUGGGAACGUCCGAAGUUUAAUAUUAAAGGAAUCAGAUUUGAUCUUUGCUUAACUGAAGAACAAAUGAAAGAAGCUCAGAAGUGGAGUCAGCCGUGGCUUGAGUUUGAUAUGAUGAGAGAAUAUGAUACUUCAAAAAUUGAAGCUACAAUAUGGGAUGAAAUUGAAGCAUCACAAAAGUCCUGACUUGAGAAUUAAUUUGGUUCCCUGCAGGAGGAUAUAUUGACUCCCUGAGGAUUUGAGACCUAUUCAAUUUCAUUUAUAAGAACAUAGACAUUAAAUGAACCAAAUAUUAUUUUAUUAGUACUUUUUAAAAAGUAUAACAUUUGCACAUAAGUU